CCAUUGUUGUCACGCUCCUCGUCCCCAACCCAAUCACAACCUCCCAACGCAGAGAGAGAGAGAGAGAUCAAAAGAAAAAGAGAGAGAAUGAGCGGAGGAAGAGGAGGAGGAGGAGGCGGCGACCGUACCUCAGCGAAGCGUCUAAAGUGGUCGGAUGAGGCGGUGACGGGACCGCUGGGGAAUGGGCUAGGAGGAGACGAAGAAGAGGAAGAAGAAGAAGAAGAAGAAGAGGAGGACGAAAUGGAGAGAGGAGGAGGAGGAGGAGGAGGAGAAUUGGGAGGGGUUUGGUAUUAUCCGGCGAAUCCGACGGCGUUCGUGGUGUCGGAUGCGGUGGAGCCCGACUUUCCGAUAAUCUACGUCAACUCCGUGUUCGAGGCCGCCACCGGUUACCGCGCCGACGAGGUGCUCGGCCGCAACUGUCGAUUCCUGCAAUUCCGCGAUCCGCGGGCACAAAGGCGGCACCCGCUGGUGGACCCCAUGGUCGUCUCCGAAAUCCGCCGCUCCCUCGAGGAAGGGACUGAAUUUCAAGGGGAGCUCCUCAACUUCCGCAAGGACGGCACCCCCUUGAUCAACCACCUGAAACUCUCCCCCAUCCACGGCGACGACGGCGUCGUCACCCACAUCAUCGGCAUCCAGCUCUUCUCCGAAGCCCACGUCGACCUCAGCCGCCUGUCCUAUCCGGUCUUCAAGCAGAGCAAGUCCUGCCGCCGCAACAAAUCAGCCAGGUACUCCGACGACGACGCGAAUUUCGCCGUCUGCGAGCCGACGAAGCCCGACGACGGGAGGAGCGGCGCCGAAUUCUGCGGCAUUCUUCAGCUGUCGGACGAAGUGCUGGCGCACAACAUCCUGUCCCGCCUGACCCCGCGGGACGUGGCGUCGAUCGGAUCGGUGUGCACGCGGACGCGGCAGCUGACGAAGAACGAGCAUCUGAGGAAGGUGGUGUGCCAGAAUGCGUGGGGGAGGGAGGUGACGGUGAAAUUGGUGCUGUUCGGGGGGGAGGGGGUGGACAUGCAGCCGAUGGACGACACGUUCGUGCUGAACCUGGAGUCGGCGAACCCCGAGUGGCGGCGCGUGAAGGUGAGCGCGUCGCCGCCGGGGCGGUGGGGCCACACGCUGUCCUGCCUGAACGAGUCGUGGCUGGUGGUCUUCGGGGGGUGCGGGCGGGAGGGCCUGCUGAACGACGUGUUCGUGCUGGACCUGGACGCGCAGCAGCCGGCCUGGAAGGAGGUGGUGGGCGCGCCGGCGGCCCCCCGCCCGCCCCCGCGCUCCUGGCACAGCUCCUGCACCGUCGACGGCACCAAGCUGGUCGUGUCCGGCGGCUGCACCGACGCGGGGGUCCUCCUCAGCGACACCUUCCUGCUCGACCUGACGAAGGCGAAGCCGGCGUGGAGGGAGAUAACGUCGUCGUCGUCGUCGUGGUGGGCGCCGCCUUCGAGGCUGGGCCACACGCUGUCGGUCUACGGGAGGACGAAGAUCCUGAUGUUCGGCGGGCUCGCGAAGAGCGGCUCGCUGCGGCUGCGGUCGUGCGACGCGUACACGAUCGACCUGGACGAGGACGAGGAAGAGCCGCGGUGGCGGCAGCUGGGGACGAGCGGGUUCCCCGUCGUGGCGGUGAGCCUGCCGUGCGGGAGGAUCAUCAUAUUCGGAGGGUCCAUCGCGGGGCUGCACUCGCCGUCGCAGCUGUUCCUGCUCGACCCGUCGGAGGAGAAGCCGGCCUGGCGGACCCUCGGCGUGCCCGGGCAGCCGCCCAAGUUCGCGUGGGGCCACAGCACGUGCGUCGUCGGGGGCACGAGAGUGCUCGUCUUGGGUGGGCAUACGGGGGAGGAGUGGAUUCUGAAUGAGCUGCAUGAAUUGUGUCUGGCCAGUAGGCCGGGCGCCGAUCAGUAGCAACCUUCGUUUCGUCGAGCACCUGGCGGGCGUGACGGUUUCGGCCUUUCAUCUUUGCUUUGGUUCUAAUUUUAGAUUAGUUCUUAAUUACUGUGGAACUCUGUUUUCUCUCUCUCUCUCUCUUUCCAUCGUUUAUGUCUGUAAUAAUAUGUUCUAUAUUACCGAAUCGGCGUACAUAUGGUUGGUACUCUUUGUAUUUGUUCUUGUGGAGAUCAAAUGAUGCAGAUAAAAUAGAAGGGUGUCAACCGAAAAAAAAAGAAAAGAAAAAAAGAAACAAGUAUUAACGUAUUGUACAUCAAAAUUUUUAAUUUAA
Ananas comosus (pineapple) is the source of this 2200-nucleotide messenger RNA. RefSeq names its product adagio-like protein 3. Gene Ontology annotation, biological process: circadian rhythm; response to blue light. Gene Ontology annotation, cellular component: cytosol; SCF ubiquitin ligase complex; nucleus. The record is from RefSeq and is a predicted model, not a curated record. NCBI's taxonomy places the organism in Eukaryota, Viridiplantae, Streptophyta, Magnoliopsida, Poales, Bromeliaceae. Gene Ontology annotation, molecular function: protein binding.